AUGGGGUUUGAAGAGACGGAGCUGAGGCUAGGGUUACCAGGAAAUGGUGGAAGCCAUGAAGGAGAUCAAGCGGCGGCGGCGACUAUGAGGAAGAGAGGGUUCUCUGAAACUGAGUGCAGUGAGGAUGAGAUCAGCUGUGAGACAAGCUGUGUGGAUUUGAAGCUUAACCUUUCUAAUUCUAAGGAGCCGGCAAUAAUUACUGGGAAAGAUGUCACUGAAAAAUCCAAGACCAACAAGGACAACAAACUUGAUCUCCCAGCUGCUGAUCCUGCAAAGCCUCCAGCCAAGGCACAAGUUGUGGGCUGGCCACCGGUGCGAUCGUUCCGAAAGAACAUGUUCACGGCGUUGCAAAAGAGCCCGAGUGAUAAAGAAAGUGAGCACAGCAAGGGCAGCAGCAAUGCAGUGACGUUGGUGAAGGUGAGCAUGGAUGGCGCACCCUACCUUCGCAAAGUGGACUUGAAGAUGUACAAGAGUUACCCUGAGCUCUCUGAUGCCCUAGCCAAAAUGUUCAGCUCCUUCACCAUCGGAAACUGUGGAUCCCAAGGAAUGAAGGAUUUCAUGAAUGAAAGCAAGCUGAUGGAUGUGCUCAAGGGUUCUGAUUACAUUCCAACAUAUGAAGACAAGGAUGGUGAUUGGAUGCUGGUUGGCGAUGUCCCCUGGGAGAUGUUUGUUGAGUCAUGCAAGAGAUUGCGCAUAAUGAAGGGCAAAGAGGCUGUUGGGCUGGGUUACACCAAGGGCCAUGGAGAAAUGCAAGAACAGAAGCUAAAAGCACUUAGCAAUGAAUCACCACAGCCUGCUCCUUUGAUCUCGUCGCGGUGGCUGCAAUAA
Molecule: messenger RNA, 828 nt
Organism: Prunus armeniaca (apricot)
Lineage: Eukaryota; Viridiplantae; Streptophyta; Magnoliopsida; Rosales; Rosaceae
Source: the annotation of a GenBank genome assembly